UCAAUUUCUUGCAGAAAAUGAGGAGAGGAAUGGAGGAGAUGUAUCGGCUUCUCUUCCUCUUGGGCAUAUGAAUGCAUUUGCACGGGCAAUCGGGGCUAGUUUUUGCAGGGGCGGGAGAAGGCAAUGGCGGUGUUGGAAACUUUGGACGCGUUCUUGGCCUCGGCGAGCAGGGCAUGCUGUAGCCCCCUUGCCGUUUUCAUCCAGAUCCAGGGUUGUGUAAUAUGUUUAACUCUUGCUAUUGGAUGGGCCCUUGCUGCUUAUGUCAGGAGUAGGACUAUACAUCAUAUAAAGUGUAAUAUCAGAAAAGGCAACAGUUUUGCAUUUAUCUGUGGAGAUAUUAAUGAUCUUGAGCACUCUGCUCAGAUGAAUUUGCCUGGAGUGUCAGUUAUAAUGCCUUUGAAAGGAUUUGGGGAACACAACUUGCAAAAUUGGAGAACCCAAAUCACUUCUCUUUAUGGAGGACCUCUUGAGUUUCUUUUUGUAGUUGAGAGUUCUGAUGAUCCAGCAUACACCGCAGUCUCCUCACUCAUUUCAGAGUUUCAGGACAACAUUGAUGCAAAGAUAGUUGUAGCUGGAUUGACUACAACAUGCAGUCAAAAGAUUCAUAAUCAAUUAAUUGGUGUGCAAAGAAUGCAUAAAGAUAGCAAGUAUGUUUUGUUCCUGGAUGAUGAUAUAAGGCUCCAUCCUGGAUCAAUCGGUGCACUUACAGCAGAAAUGGAGAAAAAUCCUGAGAUUUUUAUUCAAACAGGUUAUCCUCUAGAUUUGCCAUCAGGAAGCUUGGGAAGCUACUGCAUAUAUGAAUAUCACAUGCCUUGCUCUAUGGGAUUCGCAACUGGUGGAAAAACUUUCUUUUUGUGGGGAGGCUGCAUGAUGAUGCAUGCAGAAGAUUUUAGGAAAGACUUAUAUGGUGUUGUUAGUGGGCUUAGUGAUGGUGGAUACUCAGAUGACAUGACCCUUGCAGCAAUCGCUGGACAACAUAAGAGACUUAUUUGGUCACCACCUGUUGCUAUCUUCCCCCAUCCCCUUGCAAGUGACCUUAGCUUUCCAAGAUACUGGAAUUACCUAAGAAAGCAAACAUUUGUUCUCGAAUCCUAUAUAUCAGAGGUUAACUGGAUGAUGAACCGUGCAUUGUUUUCUACACAUUGCUAUCUAUCUUGGGGAUUUGUGUUGCCAUAUUUUAUGGCACUCAUACAUGUUGCAGCAUUCUUACGAGCACCAAAUACUGGUUCUUUAUCUAAGGAAUCCUCUUCCUCGUACACCGGAUUAUUGCUAGUUAUCGGCUUGCUUAUAUCAACUGUUAUAGAGCUUCUUUCAAUGUGGAGUUUAACUAAGGUGGAGGUUCAACUAUGCAACAUGUUAUCCCCAGAAGGGGCAACUCUUUCACUUGAUUCGUACAAAUGGGGAUUUGUGUUUCUAGCAAUGUUAGUUGAUAAUUUCUGGUAUCCAAUCUCCGCAAUUCGUUCACAUUUUUCAAAAUCUAUAAAUUGGUCUGGUAUCCGGUAUCACUUGAAAGAUGGAAAAAUAAGCAAGAUUGAAAGGUCUAUGGAAAAUGGUCCAAGCUACUCUGACCUUGCAUGGAAGAAGUUAUAUGGUAAAAUACAGCCCCAUCCUAAAGGCUCACUUAUCAACUACUUGUCAAGAAAGUAUUCAUUAGCACCAACCAAAGAGGUGUGAGAGCCAGCAGUCACUAUGCUGUAAUAGACCCCUUUUUUUCUCCCUUUAGUUGAUGCAUUCUACACGUCUACUGUACUAUUAUUCUUUUGUUGCCCUUUCUUGUUUCUAAGAUAUGAACCGAUCACUUUAAACCCAUGGUGUUCGGUCAUGCCCACCAUUGGAAUUUUGUAUUACCAGUGUAUCUAUACAACCCGUUUUUUGCAAGUUUUUUAUAUAUAAUAUUUUCCUUUCUUUCUGCCAUUA
This is a messenger RNA of Zingiber officinale, 1917 nucleotides long. RefSeq lists its product as uncharacterized. Gene Ontology annotation, molecular function: ceramide glucosyltransferase activity. The record is from RefSeq and is a predicted model, not a curated record. The transcript has 14 exons. Gene Ontology annotation, cellular component: membrane. NCBI's taxonomy places the organism in Eukaryota, Viridiplantae, Streptophyta, Magnoliopsida, Zingiberales, Zingiberaceae. The coding region runs from base 124 to 1674 and encodes 516 amino acids. Gene Ontology annotation, biological process: glucosylceramide biosynthetic process.